AUGACACCUCAGAUACUCAACGAUGUUCCUGAACAUCCACAACCGUCAGCUCGUAUAGAUUCCUCUGAGAAAAUCUUGCGUGUUGGGAUAAUCGGAUGCGGCGAGGUCGCUCAAGUUUCACACAUCCCAAUAUUCAACUUCCUGCGCCACAAAUACCGUAUCACCUAUCUUUGUGACAUCUCCGAGGAUGCGUUAACUCACUGCUCACAAAUGAUUAUACCAGGAGACUUGACAGGUACUUGUGUAGCCACCACAACAAAUGCCAAGGAUCUCUGUGCUUCAGAAAGUGUUGACGUUGUACUCAUAUGCAACGCCGACGAGUACCAUGUCGAGCACGGGAUACUAGCGCUUGAGCACGAUAAGUGGUGUUUAAUUGAGAAGCCGCUCGCUUUAUGCUUUGCUGAUCUUGAUGCUCUUAUUAAGGCCGAGAAUAACUCUAAGGGAAGGGUAUUUGUCGGAACCAUGCGAAGAUUUGCGCCUGCUUUUCUUGAAGCUGUUCAAGAAGUAGGCGGUAUGGAUAAGAUACUGUAUGCGAGGGUUAGAUCAAUUAUUGGGCCGAAUUCGAAUUUUAUCGAGCAAUCGGGGACAUUUCCUAAAUAUUUCACCGAUAUACCGAGUGCAUGCAUUGAGGAGAGGAAGGAGAAGGCCAGAGCAAUUAACCAUCAAGCUCUAGAAAAGGAGUUUGGCGUUGAGGCUACAGACGCAGCAAUCAGGCAGCUGAGAAUUCUCGGAAGCCUCAAUACCCACGAUCUCUCGGCAAUGCGUGAAAUCAUUGGCAUGCCAAAAACAGUCUUGGCUGCAUCUCUUGGGUUUCCAGGGAUAUACACAGCCUUGUUUGAAUAUGACAGAUUUGCUGUUACAUUUGAGUCAGGAAUCAACAGUGUGCCUAUCUUCGAUGCCAAUAUUGAGAUUUAUUCGGAAGACAAGAUAGUCAAAGUUCAAUUUGACACUCCAUAUAUAAAAGGUCUUCCAGUUACUAUGGCCAUUCGUGAAAAAGUCGGGGAUCGCACUGGAACAAGUUCAUUUGGAUACCAAGAAAGAAUAGUUCGCAGGACUUAUGAAGACCCGUAUACUCUGGAGUUUCUCGAAUUUUACGACUGCGUGGUGAAUGGGAAAGAAAUCAAAACCGGUACACAUGAUGCGAGGAAUGACUUGGAGCUGUAUCGAAUGAUUCUCAAAGCAGGCGAGCAUACAUAUAAGAAGAAUGAUGGCGCUGGACAGAUGGGUAAGCUAGGACUGUAG
Talaromyces rugulosus is the source of this 1242-nucleotide messenger RNA. RefSeq lists its product as uncharacterized. Gene Ontology annotation, molecular function: nucleotide binding; oxidoreductase activity. Lineage: Eukaryota; Fungi; Ascomycota; Eurotiomycetes; Eurotiales; Trichocomaceae. The record is from RefSeq and is a predicted model, not a curated record. Gene Ontology annotation, cellular component: cytoplasm. The coding region runs from base 1 to 1242 and encodes 413 amino acids. The transcript has 2 exons. Gene Ontology annotation, biological process: NADPH regeneration.